Molecule: messenger RNA, 2588 nt
Organism: Ricinus communis (castor bean)
Lineage: Eukaryota; Viridiplantae; Streptophyta; Magnoliopsida; Malpighiales; Euphorbiaceae
Product: zinc finger CCHC domain-containing protein 8
Exons: 9
Coding region: 298-2265 (655 amino acids)
Cellular component (GO): catalytic step 2 spliceosome
Molecular function (GO): zinc ion binding; RNA binding
Source: RefSeq, a predicted model, not a curated record
AAUUAUGAUAUCUUGGCCAAAUGACGGAAAAAGGUGAAGACUACUCUGUUACUCGAUGCAUCUGAUAAUCGUCUCUUUCAAAUAAAUAUACUCUAAAAAUUAAAAGAAAAAUAAAAAGGAAAAAGAAAACGAAAAGACUUUUUUGAUUAGGGGGAAAAAAAAUAAAAAUCAAACAGAUCCGGAGUUGGAUUCACUUUCCCGUAGACACCGAAACGAUAGCUUGUCACUCAUCUUCUCAGAUUACUUGUAGCACUUCAGUUUGUGCCUGGUUUACAGGAGAAGGUACUUAUUCUGUCUAUGGAAACUGAGGAUAUGAUUAGCCUCCCAGAUUCUACCAAUUCUGGAGAUGGCAUUGAGAACAAUGAACUUGAUCAGCCUGAAUCUGGGCCAGGUGAAGCAGAAUCUCAACCUAGUAAUUACGAGGCUGAAGAAGGCAUGAUAGAUGGGCACAAUAUGGGGCUCAAUGAAGUUGAUAUUGGAAAUAAAACAGAAACAAGCGAUCCAGAGAAGUUGGAGCUCAAUCAAAAUGAUUUUGGGGCUGAAGAAUGUACAAAAGGAUCAAAAGAUUCGGAGUUAAAUGAAGAAAAUGUUAAAACUGAAGAAUGUUCAGCAGUGCAGGAAAAUUUGGGAGAGAAUUUAGUUGAUGCUGUAACAGAAGAAGAUACAAUAGAUCGGGAUUAUUUGUUUCUCAAUCAAGGUGUUGUUAGAGAAGAAGGCGCCCAGUGUCUGGUGGAAACAGAUGUUGACAUGGAUUUGGUUGAUUCCCCUGUCAUGCAAGUGAAUAUUGAAGUCGCUGAGGCUGUUGCAGUUUCUGGAAACUUGAGUAGCUUUGGCUUUAGAUUGAAUGCUCAGAAUAGUUGCCUUGAUACCCAAAAUGAGAGUCUUAUCCAAAACCACAUGAUGAAGGGUGGUCAUGUAUCAGGUGUUAAGAGAGCAAGGAUUGCAUAUAAUGAACAACAACCUUCCGUGCAUGUCACUUACAAUUCAUUAACAAGAGCUAGCAAACGUAAGUUGGAGGAACUGUUACAGCAGUGGUCAGAGUGGCAUGUACAACGUGGUUCAUCAUCUCAAGACUUGAAUGAAGUGCUAGAGUCCGGUGAAGAAACAUACUUUCCUGCUCUAUGUGUUGGCACUGAAAAAUCCUCUGCAGUGUCUUUCUGGAUAGAGAACCAAACAAAGAAACAGCUGAAUAAUGAUUUAAUUUCUUCGGAUAGUGACUCUGUGCCUCUUUAUGAUCGUGGCUUUGCAAUAGGUUUGACUUCAACAGAUGGCCCAAGUAAUGUUGAAGGAGGCCUGGAAAUAGUGAACGAGGCUGCUCGCUGUUUCAACUGUGGAUCUUACAGCCAUGCUCUAAAGGAGUGCCCUAAGCCUCGUAAUAAUGCUGCUGUUAAUAAUGCUCGAAAGCAGCAUAAGUCGAAAAGGAAUCAAAAUGCUGGCUCGCGCAAUGGAACUCGUUAUUAUCAGAGUUCCUCUGGCGGAAAAUACGAAGGAUUAAAGCCAGGUUCUCUCGAUGCUGAGACAAGAAGACUUUUGGGUCUUGGGGAGCUUGAUCCACCUCCUUGGCUUAACAGAAUGCGGGAACUAGGAUAUCCCCCAGGAUAUCUAGACCCAGAUGAUGAGGAUCAACCUUCAGGCAUCAUAAUAUUCGCUGAUGGAGAUAUCAAGGAUGAACAGGAGGAUGGAGAAAUCAUUGAAACAGAAAAUCCUGAUCCACCAAGGAAAAUGGCGGUUGAAUUCCCAGGAAUAAAUGCACCAAUCCCUGAAAAUGCUGAUGAAAGACUUUGGGAAACUGGGCCUUCAAGUUAUAAUUCAUUUAGGAAUCGACCGUUCCGUAAAUCAGACCAUUCUUCAGAAACUAUUAGCAGAUGGCAUCACCACGAACAAAGAGGCUCUAGGGAUUCCAUUGAUGAGGGGCCUCCUGGUGUUGACCCAGUCUUCAGUCCAUCUAGUUUCCCCCCAAGAUAUGGUAAUUAUGAUUCCAGUUACAGUUCUGACAGCCUUAGAGGUUCAACAGCAUCCCUUCCGAGAUCACGUUCUGAAAAAGGAAGGAGGAGCCCUGUGGUAUAUGAAGAUUUUGCUAGUCAUAGUUCAUCACCAUUCUCGUCUUUAAACAAACGAUCUUCACCCAAGGAUAAUGACUCGGAUAGAUUGGAGAGUGAGACUGAUGAGAGGUGGAAUUACUCUCGACUGGAUUAUUCAUACCGAAGCAUUGAUGAGCAUGACCGCUACGAAUAUGAUCGCCACCGCCAUCGUAGUAGGAGGUGAGUCACAGUAUAUAAUGUUGUAACAUUAUGGCAUAGAUGUGAUUUAACUUUGUAAAAAAAAAGAAAAUUGAAAAACAAGAUGAGGAAUUUGUUUUAGUUUUUCUCCCAACAGGAGUUGCAUAGUUCUUUCUUCAGCAACAGGGGAAAAGGGGUCAAAAGGCUGUUGUACAAAUAAUUAGAUGGGGUAUUUGGUAGUUGAUAUUUGUUUACUUUACAGCAAUGCGUUCCUAAGGCCUUAAAUUCUGUUGUAGGAUUCAUUCGGAAAUAGUUGUUGAUGCUACUGCUGCUAUUGCAAAUUGUGUUUUUGGGAAUUCUUUUUGUGCA